AUGAAGCUCCUUUUAGAAUUCCAAGACGCACGUAAAAGAGAGAAACAGAUUUUUGAAGACUUCAAAGAUCUCUUUGUAGAGAAGCUACCAGAAGGUUUCGUUCCUCCACAAAGAAAGACAGACUACAAGAUCGAGCUAAUUGACGACAAGAAACCAAUGAUCGGUGUUCAAUACCACAAAAGUCCGAAACAGAAGACACUAGCCCAACAGAUUUGUCAAGACUGGUACAAAAGAGGAUUCAUCAGGAAAUCCACCGCUCCACACUCCGCUAGUUGCCAUGUAGUACCAAAGAAAUCAGGAGAAGGAAGACUUGUGAUUGAUUUCCGAGUCGCCAAAGCAAACACCCUACCCAUCUCCUUUCCAAUCCCGAGAAUAGAUGACAGAUUGAAUAAACUGUUCCACGCCAAAUGGAUUUCAAUUUUCGACAUGGUAGAAGGCUAUUUUCAAUUCCUUCUACAUCCAGACACCUGUUCGACAACAGCUUUCUCCGAUGGUGAAACCCUAUGGGAAUUCGUAGUACUCCCAUUCGGAACCAGCCAAAGUCCGAGUGCUUUCGCCGCCGCCGUCCAAGAGAUCUUGAGCCAAGAAGACAACAACGAUGCCAACUACUUUGAUGAUCUAUUCGUAGGGUCUGAGGACAUAGAUCAUCAUGAAAAGGAUAUCCGAGGGUUCUUACAAAAACUAAGAAGAAAUCAGAUCUAUUUAAAGAAAUCCAAAUGCCAAAUGUUCCAAACAAAGGUAGAACUCUUAGGAUUCAAGAUCGGUAAUGGAAAAACAUUCGCACAGUCCAACAAGAUCGACGCCAUAGUAUCGUUUCCACUACCAACAACCGUCAAGAACCUCCAACGUUUCCUAGGUUUAACCAACUACUACAGAAAUAGAGUACCAAAUUAUGCUCGAAUCGCCGCUCCACUAUAUGACCGAACCAAAGAGAAAGGUAAUAUCGAACUGACUCCAGAAGAAGCCACCGCAUUUGAAGCACUGAAAGUUGCCAUGGUCAACGCAACCGCCCUGAGUAUACCCGACCCCAGCAAGCCUUUCGAGAUUUACACUGACGCCAGCAACAUUGCAAUCGGAGCUACGAUCAACCAAAGAGACGAAAACAAUAACCUUGUUCCUAUCGCAUUCCACUCGAAGAAACUAAACGAUGCUCAGAGAAUCUUGCCAACAACUUCAAGAGAACUGUUCGCUAUAAUAGAUACAUUAAUUAAAUACGAAUAUUUAUUAAUAGAUAAUCCUAUUAAGAUAUUUACUGAUCAUAAAAAUCUUUCUUUUAUACAUACAAAACAACGAAUAUCGCCAAAGGAGAUACGAUGGAUAAAUUUUCUUAACAAAUUUAACCAUGAAAUUAUCCAUAUAGCCGGUACUGACAACUUAGCCGCUGACGCGCUAUCACGAAGAGAAGACUACGAAAACCCAUUGCCAGAGGAGCUGACCAAGCGUGUCAAAGAACAAAAGACCGACUUCAUAGUCUCUCUAAAGAAAAGAACCGACGUUAAAGUGAUUGACAUCAAUAACCUAAGCUACCAGAUUGAUGGUGACGACCGACGACUCUUAGUCACCGACCCAACAGUCAUCCAACAGCUAAUUGCAGAAGCACACGACGCACCAUAUACGGGACACUUUGAUGCCAAUAAUACAUAUUCGAAACUGAGACAGUUCUAUAGAUUUCCAGCCAUGUUUGCAACUAUUGAGAGUUACGUAAGAAGUUGCCAUAGCUGCCAGACCAACCAACUCGACAAGAAGCAAACCUUCAUCACGCCACAUACCCCACCGACGAGACCCUGGGAUACCAUAUCACUGGACUUUGUUAAAUUGCCCAUGACUAAGAAUGGCCAUGAUACUGUACUCGUUUUUGUGGACCUACUCUCCAAAAUGGUCAAGCUAGUCCCAACUACAAUCACUCUCACCGCUGAAGGACUUGCUAAGCUAUUCCAUGACAAUGUCUUUGUCAAUUUUGGAUUGCCAUCCAAGAUCAUUUCCGACCGUGAUAAACUAUUCACCUCCAACUAUUACAAAGAGCUAAUGAAAGAGAUCGGAACCAAGUUGAACAUAUCAACGCCUGCACGACCACAGACCGACGGACAGUCCGAACGACUGAUAAGAACACUACUCGACAGAAUCCGACGAUCACUACACAAGGAAGAUUGGGACACCAAUUUGAAAUCACUCGAGUUCGCCAUCAACUCCAAUGUUAAUGCAUCAACAGGUCAUACACCAUUCUUCAUUAACUACGGCUACCAUCCACGAACACCACUCUCAAUGAACCAACCAUUCUCCAACAAGACGCUAGAUGACCACAUUAAGGAAGUACAGAGAUACCACUCCAUCGCCAAAGACAACAUCCUCGAAUCACAAGACAAGCAAUCUAAGAGAAUCGAAGACAACAACGAACAACGACCACCAUUCUACGUCGACCAGAAGAAGGGUAUUUAUACCGCUCUAGAAAUUGAAAUCAAUGUUUUUAUUCAACAAAUAAUUAUUUUUCAA
Messenger RNA from Heterostelium album PN500, 2490 nucleotides. RefSeq names its product LTR-retrotransposon skipper. The record is from RefSeq and is a predicted model, not a curated record. The transcript is spliced from 2 exons. The annotation marks the transcript as partial. Lineage: Eukaryota; Evosea; Eumycetozoa; Acytosteliales; Acytosteliaceae. Gene Ontology annotation, molecular function: nucleic acid binding. Gene Ontology annotation, biological process: DNA integration.